Messenger RNA from Closterium sp. Naga37s-1, 1260 nucleotides. NCBI's taxonomy places the organism in Eukaryota, Viridiplantae, Streptophyta, Zygnematophyceae, Desmidiales, Closteriaceae. The record is from the annotation of a GenBank genome assembly.
AUGAAUCGUUCUUCUGCACUUUCCAGCUAUGGUCAGAACCUGUUGAGCACCUUUGGGAUUGGGCAGUGGGCUCCCAAUGAGGUGGUAAACGUGUGGCUGGAUGAGAAGAAGUUCUACAUGUACUCGCCUUUACCUGGUGGAUGCAAGACGGGACACUUCUGCUCCCACUACGUUCAAGUGGUUGCCAGGAAGACAACGGAUAUUUGUUGUUGCUCGACUUCUUUCUGGAGGGACUCGUCGCCAAACAUACGAGACAGCGAAAGCCAAGCCGCAAGCAUGGGGCCCCAGGGACCAGAGUCAACAGAUAGCGUCCUCCCCGCAACCACCGAGUUAUCUGCUCCUCCGCCUGACAUUUCGCCCGGCGCUACGAACAAGAAGAAGCGUCGGCUCAAGGUGAAACUCCCGGCAAUCAAGGAUGUGCCAUGGAAGGGGAUGUUCCUAUGGGCGAUGGAAUGGAUGUCCAACCCUAUCAACGCCGCGUCCUUCUUCUGGUGUGUCCUCGCGACGUUCGCGUUCGUUAUAGUCGUUAUGUGCGAGCUCGGCUUGAUGAAGAAUUACAUUCACGACCACGAGACGCUGGAAGAAGUGAAGGAGGUGUCGACGCAGAUCCUGAACGCUCUCUUCGUGCUCAUGUGUCUCAUCUGGCAUCCGGUCUUCAUGCGAGACGUGCUUCUGCUCAUCCGGUGGAAACCCAAAGAUAAGUGGGAGAUUCGCGCCGAGUACUGCAAGGACGGGAAGCGGAAACCCAACGAUCGCACGCACAUGGCGUUUGUCGUUUUCUGGCUGCAGCUGACGUGCUGGGCGACGUACGCUUUCGCAGCGGUCUUCCUGGUCUACCCUAUGGGUGAACGACCCAUGAGCCUGAUUAUCGUCACCACUGUCGUUUCCUUCGUUGCACCCGCGUUCGCCUUCCUCCAUCUGCUCCUGAGCCCUCUGAGCAAGGACUAUGACAUUGUGCGGGUUGGAGAGGGCGAAGGGGCCAAAGUGCAGAUGUACCAGCGGAGUGCAACGUUCAUGGUGUCUCAUACCAAGGUGGAGGACGCGCAAUGGGCUGGGUCGGAGGUCCGGACCACGGACCAGUAUCAGGUGGUGGAAAACUCGUUUUACAGACGAGCAGGCGACAUUGAGAGUGGGUCUGGCGCCCCAGCGCCUGCUGGGGCACUGGAUACAGUUCCUGAUGCGGAGGAGGAAGUGGAGGAAGAUGAGGAUGAGGAUGAUGAUGAAAUGGAUGCUCCUGCUCACCAGACAAUGCAGAAGUGA